This is a messenger RNA of Rosa rugosa (rugosa rose), 725 nucleotides long. RefSeq names its product ribonuclease S-4-like. Gene Ontology annotation, molecular function: ribonuclease T2 activity; RNA binding. The transcript is spliced from 2 exons. The record is from RefSeq and is a predicted model, not a curated record. Lineage: Eukaryota; Viridiplantae; Streptophyta; Magnoliopsida; Rosales; Rosaceae. Gene Ontology annotation, biological process: RNA catabolic process. Gene Ontology annotation, cellular component: extracellular region. Bases 26 to 643 code for a protein of 205 amino acids.
UUCAAAUGCUGAACCCUACGAGUACAUGCAAUUUGUACUCCAGUACCCACCUGGAGUUUGCUAUGACGAAUCAAAAGGUUAUUGCAUCUCACCUCUCCCAACCAAGUUUCAUGUACAUGGAAUAUGGCCUUCUAACUUCUCCAAUAUACAUGUCCGUUGUAGGAAAGCACUGACGAAUAACCCCUUUCAUAAGGCGCAGAUGACACCUCUGCAGACGGAUUUGGGAAACUCAUGGCCGUCCGUGUUAACACAAAACAACAAUAUGCAGUUCUGGGAGCAUGAGUAUGAAGAGCAUGGCGCAUGUGCAGUAGAGUCAGGUGUACCACCUUUCACUCAAAGGUCCUACUUUGAGAAAGGACACCAGCUAUGGCACCAAUAUGACAUCCUUGCAGUGCUUGAUCAAAGUGGUAUUAAACCGGGUACUGCAACAUCAUACACUAUGACUCAGCUUGUAACCGCAAUCCAAAAGAAAAUCGGGAGUAACAAUACUCCUUUAAUCAUGUGCAGGAGGACAGCCCUUGGUGACACACUAAGGGAAGUGAUAAUCUGUCUGGAUCACCAGGCAACAAAUGUGAUAAGUUGCGCGCUCAGUAAUAGAAAAACAGAUUGCCGGGCUUCGGGCAAGGUAUACUAUGUAGCUUAGCUAGCUAUCUGAAUAUGAAUAAGCUCCUCAACUGGUAAUUUACAAUUUACAGUCUGUUCUACGUUUGAGGAUGCAAUCUCGA